UCUUGUGCUAAAUUUGUAACCCUAUCUCAGUUAUGGAUAAUUCUGCAUCAAUGCGUGACUUUCCAACCGAGAUGCAAACAUCCACUGUUGGAAUGUUGCGUUAAGUUUCAUUUUUAUCCAGCGUGUUUUUGUUUUUUCCUGUAUGAAUAAAAAAACAACUGUGGCAUCAAGCGCCACAUUGUUUGCCGACGCAAAAUAAGAGACACCUUGGUGUCGGCUAGGGUUGAAGAUUGUACCGAAAUGCAAUGGUCAGCUGUGCUGUACCAUCGUAUGUCAGAACAGGUUGAACUGUUCAUGCGAGGACUUACGCUGACACAGCUGACCGUAUGAGCCGGCGCUUCCAAUCCCAGAAGCUUGGAAACAUUCCAACCCUUUCCCAAACAUGGAACAAGGCCGAAGAUGAGGUCUGCAGAUGUGCAGUAAUUGGAGCCGGCAAGGUUAACAACGCUUAGAUUCACGUUAAAUACGGACCGACCGGCAUUCGGGCUUAUCAGAACCGUGCCAUGAAGUUCCGAAAUAUGGCCGGCGCGUUUGUCUUUUGGUGUUUGAUGGGUUGCCUUUUUGCCGGGCAUCUUCAGGGCGUCAGUACGGAUGAGAGUACGGUGGGAGAUGAGUUUGUAGAACUCAGGGAGCCCGGUUCCUUUACACCGGAGGAUCUUUGCCGUAGCCUUUGUGGGGAGUGUCAAUGUCGGGGGUUGUUGGUGAGCGAGAACUUAUGCCAGUGUAGCUGUGACUUUUCGCCGGAUAGUGUAGGAGGCCAAAAUUGCACCUUGCAAGUGCGUCGGAUAUGUGAACAGAUGGAUGUACAAUGUGACUUCAGUGGACCGGAAGCAGACUAUGUUCGGGAUCCACGUGAUUGCCACACGAUGUCAUGCUACGAAAAGCAUCACGAACACGAUGGAGGGGACUAUGAUGGUGAAGGGUAUGGCGAUGGUGAGGGACACGAGCAUGGAGGGAAACACUUGAUAUGCUGCAAGGACAAAAAGCAUAAGGAGAAGAAGCAUAAGCCUAAAAAGCUCAAGUUGUUUCAUGAUAAGCAUCUGAAGUUCCACGUGGUGAUUAAAGGAAAGAUUCCCGAAACAUCCUGUCACGGAGAUCACGAAGGCGGGGAGCAUCAUGGAGGGUAUGAUGAACAGGAAGGAUACCGUGCAGCAAUGCCUGAUAAACAUCCAAUAGCUCCUGCUCAUGUACCGAUGGACGUAACCGUGUGGACAAAUCGUCAAAAGUUUCCCAAAAAGUUUCCUUUCCGAAAGCCCUUCCAGCAUCAUCUUCAUCAUAAGAAACCUCCACCACAGCAUGCACCAGCCUAUCCGGCACCGUAUCCCGUAGAACCAAGAGGGAAAUCAGCUGAACCACCGGCACCGGAAACAAGGCCCCAACCAAGACCGAAGCCGAUGCAUCCUCCGCAGGAUACUCAACCACCACCUUCUCAACAGACACCUUCGGCUCCCUCAUUACCACCAGCCGAACCGAUAUCACCACCAGUGACACCCUUCCCGGAGAAUCCAUUAACUCCUCCACCGAAUCUAUACGAUGGUGCCCCAAUCGGUCCGAAGAAGUUUCCACAGCAACCGAAACUGGAACCACCAAAGACUCACUCAUUUUCACUCACUCCACCAUCACCACCACCACCACCACCACCACCACCACCACCACCAUCACCCCCAUCACACUUUGUCCGUCCAUCUCCACCAAUGAUCACCGUGGAUCCUCCAACGAGACGCUUUGAAUCAUCAAGAAGCUUCGAAAAACCGACCUACUCAAGCUGCCAGUUGGAUAGCUACGAUUUCAACUAUUACCAUCCUCCACCAACCUAUCAUCAACCUGCACCUCCACCACCAACCUAUCAUCAACCUGCACCAACCUAUCAUCAACCUGCACCUCCACCACCAACCUAUCACCGAACUCCGGCACCGACGGUAUCGUCCUACCGAUCGUAUUCCUCCUCGUACGAUCCAUCCUAUUCAUCCAGUCACUAUCACCCUCAUGACCAAUACGAUAACUCGAAACACUAUUCUGCUUACGAUGAGCCUGUUGAGUAUAGUACGUAUGAUGACAGUCCCGGUAAGAGCAGCGAAUACUACGAUGGCCAUGGUGUACAUCCGUUGUCCGACAACGAAAUAGAGGAUUGGCCAGAAUAUCCACCUCGUUAUCCAUCCGAAAUAUUCACCUUCAAUCAGAUCGUUAGUCGACAGAUCAUAGAGGCGGCUACUGCCGAACUCUACCGGACUAAACCCUUCCAGCCAACACCGCGACCCCUACGGGAUGAGUUCGAACCACCGACAGCAGAAGCGGGCCCGGUACUGUUUGAUUCAUUCGGUCCACCGGAUAAAAACUACGAAAUGUAUCCCAUACCAACGCCACCGCCAGAUGCAUACAUUCCACCUGUACCUCCAGCCAGUUCACCGGUAGACUUUCCCGACGCUGAGAAUAGGCCACCAACUUUCGCACUAAACUCGGAGGAAGCGCUUUAUCCGCAACCGACACCACCACCCCAUUAUUUGCUGGCAAAAGAAACCGGCAGCAUGAGUUCAUUCGGAUUCGAGGAGUACGAAUCGAGUCCAGCUCACCAUGAACCAACGUCCUGGGGAUAUAGUCGAAGUGCAGCAGGUCAGAGCCACUACAGGUCAGCACCUAGUCGUAGUAGUUCGUACAGUUAUAGAAGGUAUCACUGAGAGGAUUGAUUGAAUUCUGUUUAUAUGUUUUAAGCUGAUAAAAUGAGUGAUAAUAAUAUGAAUAAUUAAACAGA
Anopheles funestus (African malaria mosquito) is the source of this 2749-nucleotide messenger RNA. RefSeq lists its product as uncharacterized. NCBI's taxonomy places the organism in Eukaryota, Metazoa, Arthropoda, Insecta, Diptera, Culicidae. The transcript has 3 exons. The record is from RefSeq and is a predicted model, not a curated record. The coding region runs from base 504 to 2675 and encodes 723 amino acids.